AUGAAAAGGAGAAAAUAUCUCACCCUCUCUCUCUCUCUCUCUCUCUCUCUCUUUUAUAACGUCCAUUUCCUUCUCUCUCUUCUUUUCUCCUUUCUCCCUUCAAUACAUUCUCCUCCUUAUUAUCUCAUGAAAACCUUUUCUAUCGGAGAAAAUAUCCUCUCUCUCUCUCUCUCUCUCUCUCUCUCUUUUCUCUCAAAUAACGUCUCAUUUCUUCUCUCUCUUCUUUCUCUCUUCCUUCCUCUCUUUCUCUUCUCUCUCAUUUCCUCUCUUUUAUUUCUCCUUUUAAAAACCUCUUUCUAUCGGAAAAUCUUUUUAGCUCUCAGUCAGAUUCUCUUUCUCUCUUUUAAAUCUCUCUUUCUCCUCUCUCUUCUCUCUCUCUCUCUCUCUCUCUCUUUUAUAACGUCCAUUCCUUCUCUCUCUUUUUCUAUUUUCCUAAAAAAUUCAUUCUCCUCCCUGUUUAUCUGGUUUGAAACCUUUCUAUCGGUCGAUCUUUUUAGCUCUCAGUCUCAGAUUCUCUUUCUUUCUAUUUACAUGAAAAGGAAAAAAUAUCUUCUCUCUCUCUCUCUCUCUCUCUCUCUCUCUUUUAUAACGUCCAUUCCUUCUCUCUCUUCUUUCUCCCUUCCUACCCUUCAAUACUUUUCCCUCCCUUAUUAUCUCAUGAAACCUUUCUAUCGGAGAAAAUAUCCACCCUCUCUCUCCCUCUCUCUCUCUCUCUCUUUCUUACGUCAUUCCUUUCUCUCUCUUCUUUCUCCUUCCUCCCCUUCUUUACAUUCCUCCCUUCUUUCUCCUUUGAAACCUUUCUAUCUUUAUCUUUUUUGGCUCUCAGUCAGAUUCUCUUUCUAUUUACAUGAAAAGAAAAAAUCUUCCCUCUCUCUCUCUCUCUCUCUCUCUCUUUUUAACGUCUCUUUUUCUUUCUCUUCAAUUCUCUUUCUAUUUCUGAAAAGGAAAUCUCUUCUCUCUCUUUCUCUCUCUCUCUCUCUCUUUUUCUCUCUCCUUCUCUCUCUUCUUCUCUCCCUUCUCCAUUUCCUUUCCCUCCUUAUUAUCUUUCUGAAACCUUUCUAUCGGUCGAUCUUUUUUAGCUCUCAGUCAGAUUCUCUUUCUAUUUACAUGAAAAGGAGAAAAUAUCACCUCUCUCUCUCUCUCUCUCUCUCUCUCUCUCUCUCUUUCUAA
Molecule: messenger RNA, 1170 nt
Organism: Acanthosepion pharaonis
Lineage: Eukaryota; Metazoa; Mollusca; Cephalopoda; Sepiida; Sepiidae
Source: the annotation of a GenBank genome assembly